AUGAAUGACGACAUUGAAGAGAAUCCACUUUUGAGUGAAGUACCAUCCCUUGACCAGAAUCGGGCCAAUGAACAGCUACCGAAUGCAGUCUUUGAAAGCAAUGUGUAUCAUGAUCCAGAGAAGAACAUCCAGCUUGAUCAACACUCCAACCAGCAAGAAAACGACAGAGAACUGGAGAAGGAUGAUGAUCUUAUAAAUUGCAUUAACGAUCAGUUCUUCUUGAAGGAGCUAGCAGCAGCUCUCUAUCGAUUUCUGCGUAGCCGCCGUGCUGUCACCGUAAGAAAGAUCCAUCGAGCUGCCAACCACCCUUAUCUCAAUGUUUACGAUCUGACGUCGAUUAAUGGCUACGCAUACUGGCUCGGCCUUGGGGUCUACCAUUCCGGCGUGCAAGUUCAUGAUGUUGAAUAUGCAUUUGGAGCACAUGAUCAUGGAACUUCAGGGGUUUUUGAAGUGGAACCUAAGUGUUGUCCUGGUUUCACAUUCAGGAAAUCGAUAUUGAUAGGAAGAACUGAUCUAGGUCCCAAGGAGGUCCAUGCCUUUAUGGAGAAAUUAGCUAAAGGGUACUGUGGAAACACUUACUAUCUUAUCACGAAAAACUGCAACCAUUUCUACAAUGACGUGUGUACCAAAUUGAUAAGAAAACCCAUUCCUAGGUGGCAAAACACCACAUUUUUCGCCAGAAUUGACGCCAUUGCUCAAACUCCACCUUUCUGCAACUGCCGUUAGUGCUGCAACUGCCAAGGUGGCAAAGUCAUUGAUGCAACAAUUGGAAUAGACCCUUUGAAGUAUUACUGCUGCUUGCAUAACAAAAGACCUUCAAAUUCAUAAACACAGCUUUCUUCCUUUUGAACGUGAACAU
Molecule: messenger RNA, 859 nt
Organism: Juglans microcarpa x Juglans regia
Lineage: Eukaryota; Viridiplantae; Streptophyta; Magnoliopsida; Fagales; Juglandaceae
Product: deSI-like protein At4g17486
Exons: 7
Coding region: 1-726 (241 amino acids)
Biological process (GO): protein deubiquitination
Molecular function (GO): deubiquitinase activity
Source: RefSeq, a predicted model, not a curated record